UGCGCGGGGCCGAGCGCUGCCCUGGGGGUGGGCAUGUACCGGGGAGCGGGGCCGCCGCCGCCGGGGAGCCAGCCUCACUUUCUAGGAGUGAGGGGAGACCACAGCCUGCCGGGGGCUGCAAGCGGGGCGGCGGACAGGCCCGUGCGUCUCGGCUCCCAGAUGGCCAAUUCCCUCAACGGCCGGACCCCGCGCAAGGGACGGAUCCUGGGCUUCAUCGAUGCCAUUCAGGAUGCUGUGGGCCCCCCCAAGCAGGCAGCUGCCGACCGCAGGACUGUGGAGAAGACCUGGAAGCUUAUGGACAAAGUGGUAAGAUUGUGCCAAAACCCAAAGCUUCAACUCAAAAACAGCCCACCUUACAUACUUGACAUUUUACCUGACACUUAUCAACAUUUGCGACUUAUACUGAGUAAAUAUGAUGACAACCAGAAACUUGCACAACUCAGUGAGAAUGAGUAUUUUAAAAUCUACAUUGACAGUCUGAUGAAGAAAUCUAAACGGGCUAUAAGACUCUUCAAAGAAGGAAAGGAAAGAAUGUAUGAAGAGCAGUCACAGGACAGGAGAAACCUAACAAAGCUGUCCCUCAUCUUCAGCCACAUGCUAGCAGAAAUCAAGGCUAUUUUUCCAAAUGGCCAAUUCCAGGGUGAUAACUUUCGUAUCACCAAAGCCGAUGCUGCAGAUUUCUGGAGAAAAUUCUUUGGAGAUAAAACUAUAGUGCCAUGGAAAGUGUUCAGGCAGUGCCUUCAUGAAGUUCAUCAGAUAAGCUCUGGUUUGGAAGCCAUGGCUCUUAAAUCUACUAUUGACCUGACCUGCAAUGACUACAUUUCAAUUUUUGAGUUUGAUAUCUUCACUAGAUUAUUUCAGCCGUGGGGUUCAAUCUUAAGGAAUUGGAACUUCUUAGCUGUGACGCACCCUGGCUAUAUGGCAUUCCUGACGUACGAUGAAGUGAAGGCGAGGCUGCAGAAAUACAGCACUAAGCCUGGGAGCUACAUUUUCAGGCUGAGUUGCACUCGGCUGGGACAGUGGGCCAUCGGGUAUGUGACCGGCGAUGGGAACAUAUUGCAGACCAUACCUCACAACAAGCCCCUCUUUCAAGCUCUGAUUGAUGGCAGCCGGGAAGGAUUCUAUCUGUUCCCAGACGGGCGAAGUUAUAAUCCCGAUUUGACAGGAUUAUGUGAACCCACGCCACACGAUCACAUAAAAGUCACACAGGAGCAGUACGAAUUGUACUGUGAAAUGGGCUCCACUUUUCAGCUGUGUAAAAUCUGUGCCGAGAAUGACAAGGACGUGAAGAUAGAGCCUUGUGGACACCUCAUGUGUACGUCGUGUCUGACAGCGUGGCAGGAAUCCGAUGGCCAAGGCUGUCCCUUCUGCCGCUGUGAAAUCAAAGGAACUGAACCAAUCAUUGUGGAUCCCUUUGAUCCCAGGGAUGAAAACUCCAGAUGCUGCAGUAUUAUUGAUAGCUUUAGUAUGCCCAUGUUGGACUUGGAUGACGACGAUGAUAGAGAAGAGUCUUUAAUGAUGAAUCGCUUGGCUUCAGUGCGAAAGUGCAAUGAGAGGCAGAAUUCACCAGUGACAUCCCCAGGAUCUUCCCCUCUUGCACAAAGAAGAAAACCACUCCCAGACCCCCUGCAGAUCCCCCACCUCAGUCUUCCACCUGUACCUCCUCGUCUGGACCUUAUUCAGAAGGGAGUAGCACGGUCACCAUGUGCCAGCCCUACUGGGUCACCAAAGUCUUCUCCUUGUAUGGUGAGGAAACAAGACAAACCUUUGCCAGCACCACCACCUCCCUUGCGUGAUCCUCCACCGCCCCCACCGGAGCGACCCCCUCCAAUUCCACCGGAGAACAGGAUGAGCAGACACCUGCACCACCCGGAAAGCGUGCCUUCCAGAGACCAGCCCGUGCCCCUGGAAGGCUGGUGUCCCAGGGAUGUGUUUGGGACAGGUCAGUUGGUAGGAUGUCGAAUAGGGAGCGAUGCUUCUCCCAAACCAGGACUGACUGCGAUUUCAAACAUAAAUGGAAGGCACAACCGCAUCGGUUCUGAUCCAGGAUUUAUGAGGAAACACAGACGGCACGAGCUGCCUGCGGAAGGUGCCAAGGUCUUUUCAAACGGUCAUCUGAUAAAUGAAGAAUAUGAUGUCCCUCCACGGCUUUCACCCCCUCUUCCAGCUGCCUGCAUCAUCCCUAGUAUAAAGUGCCCUGUUCCUUCAGCAAAUUCUCUGUCUGAUAAAUCAAGGGAUCACACCGAUGACGAUGAUGAAUACAAAGUUCCUUCUUCACAUCCUGUAAUACUGAGCUCACAACUGCCUCACGGUCAUAACAUCAAACCUCUUGCUCGGGUGUGUGAGAAUGGGCAGUGUGCUGGAGCGGUGAACGGAACGCACGGUGCCGCUUCCGAGAUGAAGAAAUCAAAGCAUCCAGAGUUAGGAGAUGCCUAUGAUGCACCUACUGCUCCGGUACCUUUGCCACCUGCACGACCUCCUACCAGAGACAACCCCAAACACAGCUCUUUGCUCAACAGGACACCCUCCGAUUAUGAUCUUCUGGUGCCCCCUUUAGGCGAAGACACAUUUGAUAACUCGCCGCCCGCGCUCCCACCACCACCGCCGCCUGCGCGGCACAGCAUGAUCGAGCACACGAAGCCUGCUGGCUCGGGGAGCCGGCCCCCUUCGGGACACGAGCUCUUCCUUCAUCCCGAUCCCCAUUUUGACCCGAUAGCUGGUCACGUUCCUUUGCCACCUGCUCGUAGAGUAACUGGAGAAACUGUCAAAACAAACAGGACAUCUCAAGACUACGAUCAGCUUCCUCCCUCUUCAGAUGGUUCACAAGCACCAGCCAGGCCCCCUAAACCGCUCCCUCGGAGGACUGCACCAGAAAUACACCACAGGAAAGCGUACAGCUCUGACAGUUCCACGGAAAAUGUGGAUGCAAAAAUUGCAAAACUUAUGGGAGAGGGCUAUUCCUUUGAAGAAGUCAAGAGGGCGCUUGAAAUUGCCCAGAAUAAUGUUGACGUGGCCCGUAGUAUUUUAAGGGAGUUUGUCUGUUUUCCUCCACCGGUCUCUCCGCGUCUCAACCUAUAGCAGCAUCAAGAUCUUCUUGGAUCAUGUGAAUUCUGCGUAUACGCGUGUGGAUUGGGGAAUGACAGAAAGAAGAGAAUGGAAUAUUUUUUCUUUCAUCCUUAGUAGAAGGGUGUUUGUUUCCAGCCAUUUAUCAAAGACUCAUGGCUGCUCUGAUCAAGACUUAUAAAUAUGCUGAGGCUUAUGUAUUUUUGCUAGCCAUACUUUUUUAAAUCAGGGUUGAACUGACAAAAUAAUUUAAAGAAGUUUACUUCCCUAGAACUUUUAAUCUGUGAAAUGCUUUUUCUUGUUUACAAGUUGGCAAGUUACAGUUUUCUAGUUGGUGCCUGUACCAUGUUCCUGUUCAUGUUCCCUUGUACCUGUGGUCAGUUCUGCUGUAGCAUUCCCAACAGUUUCUAUGCUGACCACCCCAUCAACUAAAUCAUCACUUUCCAGAAGUUCUGUGUUUGUUGUUGGUUUGUUUUUUUUUUUCUCUUACAAGAUGCUUUAAUUGUUUUUUGCAUUUCAGCUCAUCUAAUGCAAAAAGUAUGUGGCCUUCACUACUGAUUUAUUUUUUUUCUUCUGAGAUUCCUUUGCUUUUGAGAGAGGAAAUAUCUGAAUGUAAAAUGCAUUAUUCUGUCUAUGAACUGCCUUUUUAAAGGUAUUUUGACAGUAAUGUUGGGCAGCUUUCUGUUUAACAUGAAUUCCGUGACCUGUAGUUCUCAAGGUCUUUUAUACACCGUAUCCACACACAAAAAUCCCAACCAACAAAUAAAACAUUUAACGCGGCAGCAAUACUGAGUUCUAACAUGUAAAAGCUCUUUCAGAUUUGAGUCUUUGAUUGCAAACGUUCAGAAAAAGCCAAGUGCACAAGGCAGUCCUCUGUUUUGAUCACACACUGCUGGCACUGUGCCAGCGGAGGCGUGCCAGGCUAGAAGGGAUCUUUUUGAAUCAUGUGAAUGGUGUUCAGGUAAAUUCCAGUCCUAGCUUCUGUAAAGUAUAACGCGGUUAACUUCUUGUUUGAGUGAUUAUUCUGUGGUUCGUUGUGGCUUGGAUCAGUUUGUAUUAACAUGGAAACUUUAAAUCUUUGAUGCACUGUUAAUUCCUAAUGCUACUGUAGCAAUAUUUUUUGCAAAGUUCUUCAGUAACCACCUCCUCUGUACACUUCAUUAUGCUCAAGUAUGUGUUUAAUACCCAAAUUAAUUAGCUCACUUUCCAGCUGCUUAGUUGGAAAUACAUUUUUGGUUUACUUGGUUAGUGAUACUCCGAGCUCUGACGUUUUAUUUUUGAGUCCAAAUUGAUGCAAACCAAAUUAAAAAUCUUCCCAGCUGUCGAGAAGGGAGAAGGCAACUCUUCUUAGUACACUCAAGAGUCCAAAUAUUUCCAGAAUAAUUUUUAAAUUGCUGCUGUCUUUUUCUUUUUUUUUCUUUUUUUUUUUUUGGGGGGGGGGGGGGGUGGUUUUGUGGGGUUUUUUAGGAAACUUUGAAAUCUUUUUUUCUUUUAUUACUAUCAAACGGAUAAAACCGUGUGGUAGUUGGGAUAUUUUUCAUGUUUUGAGAUGUGACCGAUAUGUGAGAAUUUUCACAGUGUGCUAAGCUGGGUUUGAGGUGUAUAUUUAUUGUUCCCUUUCAGCUGUCAGUGUUCUUCAUUCUGAGCCAGUGGUAAAAGUUACAUCAUUUACAGGACCAGAUCUCAACAGCAGUCAGUACAUUUGUUUUAAAGAUUUUAUUCUUUUUUUAGGACAGCAAAUGGCUGCAUUGCAGGAUUCAAAAUAACUGGGAACACCCAGUGCAAAUUGCUGUGAUAUGUCAGUCCAUCAUUUCAUGAAAGAACUUAUUCUUAAAACUAAUUAAAUAAAUUAUUUUGUAGCAUCACAGAGCAUAGUAUGGGUAUCAUUGAUCUGCUUCAGUGAUAAAAGAUGAUCAGGAGGAUUCAGGGUAUGGGGAAAAGCAUCUGUUCCGUUUUGAUUUAAGCAGGUGAUUCUGGGUUGAUGUUCUAGACAAGGACAUUUGCAGCUUCCUUCAAAGGUCCGUUCCUUGGGUACGGCUUAUGAGAAGUUUCGGUAGAAGUUAUAGUCUGUGCUUUUAGUUCAAGUAAAUCUUUCCCCUGUGUGCGAGGAGAGUUUUGCGUAGUGUUGAACCCUCUUGUUCCUUUGUUUUGGGGGGGGGGAGUUUCACCGUCACUCCAGCAUUUUAGCGAUCUAUAAAUUGAAAGCGAUUCAGGCUGUUAACUGAAACACUCUGGUUGGACUGGAAUUGCUUAAAUGAGGUUCUAGCGUAACGGCCAGCGCGGCACUGACGACAGUGAGAGCCGAGCCCUUUACAAGGACAAGCACACAAGCUGCACAUCACGUUUUGAAAUUUUGAAUUGUAACCGAGAACUCAUUUUCUCAUUUUAUGCAGCAGCUUAGUAUGAAUUACAGCCUUGUGCUUCAGCUGGAGGCUGGAACUGCUGCCUGACAGGUUUGGGGGGGUGACGUUUUCCUGCUCCUUUCUGGUUGUGACCACCAGUGACACUUGGGGUUUUGUAGCGUGUGUUAAAAAAGGCUUUAUGAGCAAUAUACUGAGUUGGUAACUUGAAAAAGAAUUCCAUUAAUCUUUAAAUGAAUGCGCUAAUAAUGCUUCUAAAUAGUGGAACAUGAAGACUAUUUCAAACCUGUUUCGGUUAAUAGUUUUGAAGUCAAACAGAGUGGAAUUGCUUUGCUGGUGUUGAUGUUUACUCUGCGGGAAUUAAUAAGCUUAAGAUAAAUUAAUCUGGCUACAGUCUGGUUCUCUAAGCACAUAGUCCUCUAAGUGUAUUUUAACCUUUGAAAGGCUUACGGGUCUGAGCCUGGCAGCGAGUUACACACGUAUAUAACUUUAAGGAAGGCUGGCAGCAGUGAGAGCACUUGGAUGAAGGAAGCUGGCUGAACUCGGGCAGAUGUGCUAUCCCGUUCCUUCCAGCGAAAUGUCCUCGCAGGCUUUAGACCGUCAUUCUGAUGGCUGUUGGCCUCACCUUCUAUCUCCUCUUGGCUACGUUGCUGCGUUUUAAGCAAACUGUCUGAAGCAGAAGUUGAGCAAAGUGAGUGGGCAUCAGCAGCAUGGAUUGUUUCCAAAGAUUAUGAGUGGAAAAAAAUUGAAAUUGUGAUAAAAUAAAUGAAUACAAUUAGCCACGUUAAUGGCUUGGCUGCAACCCUCAAGUGACCACUGGUAACAUUGGUUAACGUUCAGUAUCUCACGAGUGCAUCAGGCAGAGCUUUUUUUCCAUAAUGUGAAUUUAGGAGGUUUUGUACCAGGAUCAUUUCUUUUGUUACAUUUCUCUUCAGCUUUGAAGCUUUACUUUGCACUGACGACUCUGACCUGAAAGCAUUUAAAUUUGUGUCUUAAAGCCUGACAAAUUUGGAAGCAAAUGAACACCAUAUUCUAAGCAAAUUCAGGUACUACCUGUUGACCUGGAAUUUAGCGCUUUUAGGAAUGACUUCUUGAAAAAGGACUUCAGUAGUUUCCAUUUUGAAGGAUUUUCUUUCAAAUAACUAUUUUAUCUGAAAAUGCCUUUUAUAAACUUGUCUAACUUGUGGCAAACUUAGUGAUGUGUUCAAUUAAUUUAUAUUUUAUUCAACAUUCUUUUUAAAUUUUGGUUAUUAUGUAAGCUCAACUUCUUUAUCUGUUCAUGUAAGGUAUUUUAUAAAAUUAAUGUUAACAGAAUGUUGGGUUGGUCUGUGGUUUUUCAAGACUCUGUCUCUCUGUUAUUAAAUAUUACCCCUUUUCAUAUGCUGCUUUGGAAGCACAGCCUGUCCUGUGUAGGGGUCUUAGAAACUGUUGUUUUGUAAAUCACAAAAAUGUGGCCUUGUUCUAAAAUGAAGUGAAUCAUUGCAUUGAGACAUUUGCUUUAUUUCCCCAUACGUUAGUGCAUUUCUAAAUUUCAGUAGUAAAAAUUUAUAAAUUGGCAGCAGUUUUGGAAUGUGCGUGUAAUAGCUGUAUGGAAGAAAGAUGAUAAUCAUUAAAUAUUUAGAAUGCAAAGUGGUGAA
Messenger RNA from Falco peregrinus (peregrine falcon), 7060 nucleotides. RefSeq names its product Cbl proto-oncogene B (gene CBLB). The transcript has 19 exons. The record is from RefSeq and is a predicted model, not a curated record. Gene Ontology annotation, biological process: negative regulation of epidermal growth factor-activated receptor activity; cell surface receptor signaling pathway. Gene Ontology annotation, molecular function: SH3 domain binding; ubiquitin protein ligase activity; receptor tyrosine kinase binding. Bases 34 to 3078 code for a protein of 1014 amino acids. Gene Ontology annotation, cellular component: membrane raft; plasma membrane. Lineage: Eukaryota; Metazoa; Chordata; Aves; Falconiformes; Falconidae.